CUUCACAAGUGUCUAAGGAUUUUAUAAGUAGUAUAUAAACCCCUCAAACGAUCUUAUGUUCUUCAUCCAACCCCACUUCACUUUUCAUAUCUCUCACUCUUGAUUAACAUAUUCCCUCAAACCCUCUGAGUUAUGGAUAAACUAGGAGUUUACUUGCAAAUCCUCCUUGUGGCCCUCCACUACACCACAAGCAGUGCCUCCACCGCUGCCAUGAACUACGUCACAGCCUCAUGCAAUACAACCCGCUACCCAUCACUCUGUGUCCGUUGUCUCUCAAGUUAUGCUGAUUCUAUCCAAGGAAACGAUUUAAAGCUUGCGAAAGCAGCCAUUUCUGUGAGCCUAAACAACGCCAAUUCCACGACAGCAUACAUUUCAAAACUGGCUGCGUCGUCAGGACUGAAACCAAACAUCUACCAGGCUGUGAAAGACUGUGUAAACAACAUGAACAAUUGUGUGUCAAGCCUAAACCAAUCGGUUCAGGAGCUCGAGAGAAUGGGUCAGUUUAGAGGCCAGAGCUUCGAAUGGCACAUGAGUAACAUCAAAACAUGGGUAAGUUCUGCUCUUACGAAUCAAAACACCUGUAGUAGAGGAUUCUCUGAUGGUUCCGUUGAUGGACCUGUGAAGGAUGCUGUUGUUAGGAGGAUGAGUUAUGUAACGCAGCUCACUAGCAAUGCACUUGCUUUGGUCAAUAGGUUUGCUUUGAGGCAUAAAGCUGGUACCCACAUGCCUUAAACACUCAGAGAGUUCAAGGUUUCCAACACAGAGAAAAUGUCAUAGAAAUCUAGCUAGGUUACGUGGGCACUCGAUAUAUACGGUUACAUUCCUAUACUGACUUGUAACCUGUGCAACAAAACUUAUACAUUAAUAGUUGUUUUUUUCUUUCACUAGUUUUUGUCUUGUAUCAUGAAAAAUUAGUUGGUUACUAUUUAUGUGCAUGUUCCUAAUCACAAAUUUUGUUAACCUGUAGCGUUAGCAAUGCUGCCUUUCACAAUCUCUAUUAAGAUCGAUCCAUAAGAUUAUUUUGAGGUUUGUAAGAUCAAGAUUGUGAUCAGGAUUUCCUGAUCCUAUA
Molecule: messenger RNA, 1069 nt
Organism: Lactuca sativa (garden lettuce)
Lineage: Eukaryota; Viridiplantae; Streptophyta; Magnoliopsida; Asterales; Asteraceae
Product: pectinesterase inhibitor 11
Biological process (GO): negative regulation of catalytic activity
Molecular function (GO): enzyme inhibitor activity
Source: RefSeq, a predicted model, not a curated record